CUAUGGGACGAUUCGGGGAUUUCCUGGAUCGCGUCCACCAACAUGUCAAAGAGAAGUAUGGAACACCACCUGCUUCUCCUCAGCCCUACAGUCCUCCUUCGAACCAGCCAGAUGGUCAUUGGCCGACACAAGAGAGCGUCCCGACUUUCCCUCCAGGAGCAAGCCCUGCGGUCGCCAGAACUGGGCCACAGACAGUGUUUGCGCAUUUUAUCGUGGGAUGCGCGGCUGCCAUGACCCCUGAACAAUGGGAGUCGGAUAUAAUCGAGGCCCAAAAGUGCCAUAUUGAUGGCUUCGCGCUCAACAUCGCCCCCCAGGAUAGUUACACCGACCAGGUCCUGGAAAAUGCGUACAGUGCGGCUGAAAGAGUCGGGAAUUUUACCCUAUUCCUUUCCUUCGACUAUGGGUCGGGGGGGCCAUGGCCAGUGGACCGUGUCAUUCACACCAUCAACACCUUCGCACACCGCAGCCCCCAGUAUUUCUAUCAAGGAAGGCCACUGGUUUCCACCUUUAUCGGAGUCUCAAGCGCCGGAGACUGGGUCGACAUCAAGCGCGCCACGAAUUGUUUCUUCGUCCCUAGCUGGCCCGACUGCGGCGCUGCCGCCAUCACCAACUACCUCGAUAUUGUUGAUGGUGCUUUCAGCUGGGAUGCAUGGCCCGUAGGCGCCGAACAGAAGAACACCGCCAACGAUGAACAUUGGAUCCAGUCCUUGGAUGGUCGGCCGUACAUGAUGCCCGUUUCACCUUGGUUCUACACGAACUUGCCUCAGUGGGACAAGAAUUGGCUGUGGCGCGGCGAUGAUCUCUGGCACUACCGGUGGGAGCAGGUGAUGAGAUUGCAGCCAGCUUGGGUUCAGAUCAUUAGCUGGAACGACUACGGCGAAGCACACUAUAUCGGGCCCAUCCACGAGGCCGGGGUACCCGAUGGAGCCGGUCGCUAUUGUUUUGGACACCCUCACGACGCAUGGAGGGCACUUUUGCCCCACUACAUUGACGCCUACCGGAACGGCGGCGUGGUUGAUCCCAACCAACCCCGACCUCACUUGUCCUUUGCGGAUAAGAUUGUGUACUGGUAUCGUACGAACCCUAGUCAUGCCGGCAGUACCAAUGGGACGACCGGCAACAACCCGGGGGUGGGCCAAGAGGAAUUGCACCCGGGCGAGGUAUCCCAGGAUCGGGUGUUUGUCAGCGUGAUUGUGGGGAGCCCGAGCGAAAUUCACAUACAGAUUGGGGAUGGAACGCCCAAUAUCGUACAAGCCUCGGGGGCGGGCGUUCAUCACUGCUCGGUUCCCUUCGAUGGAGAAACAGGACCCGUGAAGAUCAUGAUUGUGCGCGACGAGCAGGUGAUGGCAUCGGCAACUGGACCGGCCAUUACAGAGGAAUGUCAGGAUGGCAAUAAAAGCUUCAUUGAGCUUCGAGAAGCCGCUCUGGCCCAUCGCCCAGCCUCCCAGACCAGCCCGCUCCCCGACCAUGUCUAUCCCACGCGAGCAACCACGGUAUCACCUCCUUCCACCGCCUCCUUCGAUCCGAGUGCAUACUCCCAGCCGUAUUGUGAUUUCAUGACCGCGAACCCGACCAUCUUCCACGCCGUCGAUGCCUUCACCGCCCAGCUCGAAAGCAAAGGGUACAAGCGCCUGCACGAGCGCGAAUCCUGGACGAACAAGCUCGUGCGUGGUGGGAAGUACUACUGCACGCGGAACUCCAGCGCCUUCAUCGCCUUCUCCGUCGGCAAGGAGUACAAGAGCGGCAAUGGCGUGGCGAUCGUGGCCGGACACAUCGACGCCCUCACCGCCAAGUUGAAGCCGGUGUCGAAGCUGCCCACGAAGGCCGGGUUCGUGCAGCUCGGCGUGGCGCCGUACGCAGGGGCCUUGAAUGAGACCUGGUGGGAUCGGGACCUCUCGAUCGGCGGGCGCGUGCUCGUGCGCGACCCCAGCAGCGGAAAGAUCGAGUCCAAGCUGGUGAAGCUCGACUGGCCCAUUGCCCGCGUCCCUACCCUGGCGCCGCACUUCGGCGCCCCCAGCCAGGGCCCCUUCAACAAGGAGACCCAGAUGGUGCCCAUCAUCGGCGUCGACAACUCGGACCUCUUCUCCACGUCCGCCGACACUCCGUCCGCCUUCCAAGCCGGCAGCUUCGCCGCGACGCAGCCCGAGAAACUCGUCCGGGUCAUCUCGCGCGAGCUCCAGAUCCACGACCCCCACACGAUCGUCUCGUGGGAGCUGGAACUUUACGACAGCCAGCCGGCUCAACUGGGCGGCCUGGAGAAGGACCUGAUCUUCGCGGGCCGCAUCGACGACAAGCUCUGCUGCUACGCGGCGCAGGAGGCGCUCCUGGCCUCGCCGGACUCCACCUCGCCGGCCUCGAUCAAGAUGGUCGGCAUGUUCGACGACGAGGAGAUCGGCAGCCUGCUGCGCCAGGGCGCGCGCUCCAACUUCAUGUCCAGCAUCAUCGAGCGCAUCGCCGAGGCCUUCGCCGACCCCGCCGCCGCCACCGCCUACGGGCCCAACCUCCUCUCGCAGACCGUCGCCAACAGCUUCCUCGUCUCCUCGGACGUCAUCCACGCCGUCAACCCCAACUUCCUGAACGUCUACCUCGAAAACCACGCCCCGCGCCUCAACGUCGGCGUCGCCGUCUCCGCCGACUCCAACGGCCACAUGACCACCGACAGCGUCAGCCACGGCUUCAUGAAGCGCGUCGCCGACAAGUGCGGCGCCACCCUCCAGGUCUUCCAGAUCCGCAACGACUCCCGCAGCGGCGGCACCAUCGGCCCCAUGACCAGCGCCCGCAUCGGCAUGCGCGCCAUCGACAUGGGCAUCCCCCAGCUCAGCAUGCACAGCAUCCGCGCCACCACGGGCAGUCUGGAUCCCGGUCUGGGCGUCAAGCUGUUCAAGGGCUUUUUCGAUCACUUCGAGGAGGUGGACGCGGAGUUUGCGGCCUUCUAGAUCGGAUAGACCCGACGUCUCAAGAAACAUUCGGGUCGGGAUGUAUGAGGUUGGUCCGGUAGGAAUAGAAUCUGAUACGCUUUUGUCUAGACUAUAUAUUUCAGUUAGAGAGGGGGGAGAUGUAGCUGGGUUGCAUUGCAUACAUGACUAUGAUAUUAAGGCUAGAAGUAUACUCCACGAUCUACACUUUCAUACGAACGUGAGUAGGGAGAUACAGACUCAUCCUUAAGAGUUGUGAUAGUCAAUUUGUUAAUGCCUAUACAAUCUCAAAUCCUCGGGAGUGCACUAGGUCCUCAUCUAAACCCCAAGCC
This is a messenger RNA of Aspergillus uvarum CBS 121591, 3247 nucleotides long. RefSeq lists its product as uncharacterized. Gene Ontology annotation, cellular component: fungal-type vacuole. Gene Ontology annotation, molecular function: zinc ion binding; metalloaminopeptidase activity; glucan endo-1,3-alpha-glucosidase activity. Lineage: Eukaryota; Fungi; Ascomycota; Eurotiomycetes; Eurotiales; Aspergillaceae. Gene Ontology annotation, biological process: proteolysis. The transcript has 5 exons. The record is from RefSeq and is a predicted model, not a curated record. The annotation marks the transcript as partial.